Molecule: messenger RNA, 2615 nt
Organism: Centropristis striata (black sea bass)
Lineage: Eukaryota; Metazoa; Chordata; Actinopteri; Perciformes; Serranidae
Gene: tardbpa
Product: TAR DNA binding protein a
Exons: 6
Coding region: 510-1700 (396 amino acids)
Biological process (GO): regulation of gene expression
Cellular component (GO): nucleoplasm
Molecular function (GO): RNA binding
Source: RefSeq, a predicted model, not a curated record
UACAGAGGUUAGCUGCUGCAAAUAUUCUCUCUUUGCUCUUACGGUUUUUGGGACUUAAAUCUCACCGCGUAAGAUAACUUGUCGAUGUUGUUGCUUGCGUACGAUUUUCGGCCAAACAUUCGUAGACGAGAGGCGGACUCGUGUGCGUGUGUUGACAGUAAACAGAGCGCGAAACUGGAUGGUCAUUCAUUUUUCAAGCCGUCCUGAGUUUGCUAACGUGUUAGCUAGCUAGCUGGCUAACUUGUUUACGCGUGCUGCAAGCGGAGAAGAAAAUACACCGUUUUCAUGGCAGCAGGCUAUUGAAUGUUAGAUAGUUUUUGAGUGAGUGUUAGGGUUUCAUACAGUGUGUCUGUCUGCGUUUGGCUGCCCUUGCAUUUCGGUUGCGUCACCCAGCUAAUAGAAGUAAAGUUGAGCGACGGUCGACGCGACAAACUCGUGCGCAUCAUCCCGGUAACUUUAGCUGCCACCGGCUGCCUCCACCUGGACCAGCGCUCAGCCAUCUAGACACCAUGUCAGAGUUAUACAUCCGUGUGGCUGAGGAUGAGAACGAGGAGCCCAUGGAGAUCCCCUCAGAGGACGACGGGACUAUUCUGCUGUCGUCGGUAGCAGCACAGUUUCCAGGGGCGUGCGGGCUGCGGUACAGGAACCCGGAGUCCCAGUGCAUGAGGGGGGUCCGGCUGGUGGAGGGGGUCCUGCAUGCACCCGAGAACGACUGGGGAAACUUGGUCUACGUCGUCAAUUACCCCAAAGAUAACAAAAGGAAGAUGGAGGAAAUAGACGCUGCCUCAGCUGUGAAAGUAAAAAGGGGCUUUCAGAAGACGUCAGAUCUCAUCGUCCUCGGGCUGCCGUGGAAAACAACAGAACAAGACCUGAAAGAUUAUUUCACUACCUUUGGGGAGGUCAUAAUGGUGCAGGUCAAGAGAGAUGUAAAGACUGGCAACUCGAAAGGAUUUGGGUUUGUCCGGUUCACUGAAUAUGAGACACAAACCAAAGUGAUUGCUCAGAGACACAUGAUUGACGGACGAUGGUGUGACUGCAAACUUCCCAACUCAAAGGCGUGUCCUGAUGAGCCCAUGCGGAGCCGUAAAAUCUUUGUUGGCCGAUGUACAGAGGACAUGACAACUGAUGAACUGAGGCAGUACUUCAUGCAGUAUGGCGAAGUCACUGAUGUCUUCAUCCCCAAGCCUUUCCGGGCUUUUGCAUUUGUCACGUUUGCCGAUGACCAGGUUGCCCAGGCCCUGUGUGGAGAGGACUUGAUCAUCAAGGGCGUCAGCGUGCACAUCUCCAAUGCUGAGCCUAAACACAAUAAUAGUAGGCAAAUGAUGGAUCGAGGGCGGUUUGGGGCUGGUGGGUUCAGUCAGGGCUAUGGCAGUAAUCGUGGCGGGCUAGGCAGUGGUAGUGGUGGGGUUAACUUUGGGGCUCUCGGUCUUAACCCAGCAAUGGUGGCUGCUGCCCAGGCAGCCCUGCAAAGCAGUUGGGGGAUGAUGGGCAUGCUGGCUAACCAGCAAGGUCUGACCACAACGGCAGGCACAGCCACCACGACCCGAGACCAGACCUAUAGCUCUGCCAGCACUAGUUACAGCAGCCCUAGCUCAGCUAGCCUCGGCUGGGCUGCAGGCACCAACGCCCCCUCCAGCAGUGGCUUCAGCUCUGGCUUUGGCACCUCUAUGGAGUCUAAGUCUUCUAGUUGGGGAGUUUAGAUAGCUUCGAGUUGAGCUUUUCUGUUAUUAGGCUAAUCUGUUCACCAACUCUUUCCCAAUUUCCCGGGAGGAAGCGCCUCAUUGGCAGCAAUGUUCGACAGAUCUCAGUAUCAAUUCCCCUCUUCCCAUGUGUAAAUGCUUUGCCAUCAAAGAACACAGCUUCACUCUGCGUAUACUGUGUUAGACGGUGGGUGUUGUCUUUUUUCCCUCUCCCCUUUUCUAUGGAUAUAGAAAUCUUGUCUGCUCUUUGUCGCUUUUUCAAGAUCAAUGAGUGGGAUUGGUUCUGGACCGAGUGAGAGUGAGCGACUGGGAGAGCAAAAUGAAAGAGGUGUGAGAAGGACUGUUUGUGGAUUUUUUUUUUAAAGAGACAAAUGCCUGCGAGAGUUGAGAAGAACCUGUGGCUUUGUGCGAGUGUGAGAGGAAGAAGCAAGUACGAGUGUGUCCCGAAUGGCCAUCACAAGGACAUUUAUCGCGUAUCGAGAUCUUUAUGGUCUCUGCUUUCUCUCAUCGUUUUCUAGCAACCUUAAUUCUUUAAAAACACAGUGAAAUGUCAAGUGCUAUGAGUAUUUGUACCUUUUCAUAGCUUUCUCUUACUGUCUGACUUGAUGUGAAUGCUGUGUCUGGUUGUGUGCUUUUAUUUUCUCUUUGUUACCACCCUCUCUGUGAGAAAAUGUGAUUUUGUGCUGGUGAAGUUUGUGUGGGGAAAAACACUGAAAGUGUGUUGAAGUUUGAGGUUGAUGUGGUGAAUGUUUGACAAGUUCCCAUUGAAAGUUUGUGUUUGAAGUGAAUGCAUUUUCUAUGUUUUGUGAAUCAAAGGGAAGUCUGAAAUAAAACUGAAUUUGACUAGGUAUAAUACAGUCUUGACAGCGACUUAUUUUUGCCUUUACAUUAAUUGAACUGCCAACACUUUAAUUC